This is a messenger RNA of Sinocyclocheilus rhinocerous, 1455 nucleotides long. Its product is annotated as suppressor of tumorigenicity 7 protein-like. The record is from RefSeq and is a predicted model, not a curated record. The transcript has 12 exons. Bases 57 to 1358 code for a protein of 433 amino acids. Lineage: Eukaryota; Metazoa; Chordata; Actinopteri; Cypriniformes; Cyprinidae.
AGCAUUCUCUCCUCCACUAUCCCACAAUUCUAAUGUUUACGGCUAGUCGGUGAAAGAUGGCGGACAGCAGCGGCAGUAAUCCUCAAUCACCCGGUUUCACGGAGAAAUUAAAAUCGUGGCUCUGCUGGUCGUGGACUUACAUAUGUACGCUUUGGUUCGCCAUGGUCUUAACGAUGGUUUAUGUGCUGAGGAGCCCACUGAAGCUGCAGGAGACCGUCAACGCAGCAUCUGUGUUUUUAAACACUCUUACGCCGAAAUUCUAUGUUGCGUUGACUGGAACCUCCUCACUCAUCUCGGGCCUCAUAUUGAUAUUUGAGUGGUGGUACUUCAGAAAGUAUGGCACGUCCUUCAUCGAGCAGGUGUCUGUCAGUCACUUGCGCCCCUUACUGGGAGGAGUGGAGAACAGCAGCUCUGCAGGCCUCUUCUCCUCAGUAAACGGCGAUACCGAGCCGAGAACCAACGUUGCAGAAUGUAAAGUGUGGAGAAACCCACUGAACCUAUUCAGAGGUGCCGAGUACAGCAGGUACACUUGGGUGACAGGAAAAGAGCCCCUGACAUACUACGACAUGAAUUUAUCAGCACAAGAUCAUCAGACCUUCUUCUUGGGAGACACUCAGCAACUUAGACCAGAGGACUCUGUAAUGCAAAAGGCCUGGAGGGAGAGGAACCCACAGGCACGUAUUCGAGCAGCUUACCAGGCAAUUGAGCUGAACCGCGAAUGUGCUGCAGCAUAUGUGCUUCUGGCCGAGGAGGAAGCCACAACCAUCACAGAGGCUGAACGGCUUUUCAAACAAGCGCUUAAAAAUGCCGGCAAAGACACCAAUCUUGUGGUCUACAUCAAGCGCAGACUGGCCAUGUGUUGUUUUGUGUCGUUGCAGUAUUUAUUAGAGAUGAAGAGUCUGAUUUUGCCACCUGAGCAUAUUUUGAAGAGGGGUGACAGUGAGGCAGUGGCAUACGCUUUCUUUCACCUGCAGCACUGGAAACGGGCAGAGGGGGCGCUCAACCUGCUACACUGCACAUGGGAAGGCACUUUCCGGAUUAUUCCAUAUCCCCUGGAAAAGGGUCAUCUCUUCUAUCCUUACCCAGGAUGCACAGAAACCGCAGACAGAGAGCUUCUGCCUUCAUUUCACGAGGUCUCAGUGUACCCGAAGAAGGAGCUUCCUUUCUUCAUCCUCUUCACAGCGGGCCUGUGCUCGUUCUGUGCCAUGUUGGCCAUGCUCACACACCAGUUUCCAGAGCUUAUGGGGGUCUUUGUCAAAGCCUUCUUCAGCACCCUCUUUGCACCACUGGGCUUUUUUGCAGACAAGAUGGAGAGUUUUAUGCCCUCCUGCCUGUGGCAUCAACUUGCAAACAUCUGACGUACACACACAACUCACACAUACUUGAACUUGAAAACACUACUGUACUUGUAACAUGUAAGGUGCCCGUUAGCCGCCUGUACUGACAAUAAAAAUG